Priceomyces carsonii is the source of this 2055-nucleotide messenger RNA. RefSeq names its product pseudouridine synthase (gene PUS7). Gene Ontology annotation, cellular component: nucleus. Bases 1 to 2055 code for a protein of 684 amino acids. The record is from RefSeq and is a predicted model, not a curated record. The transcript has a single exon. Gene Ontology annotation, molecular function: pseudouridine synthase activity; RNA binding. Gene Ontology annotation, biological process: pseudouridine synthesis. Lineage: Eukaryota; Fungi; Ascomycota; Pichiomycetes; Serinales; Debaryomycetaceae.
AUGGAGAAGCAAUCUUUAAAAAGGAGUGCAGAAGACCUCGAAGAACGGAAUAAUAACAAAUUUAGCCAAUACGAAAGAGCAAAAAAAGUUGUUCAAGAGUCCGAAGUUGGAAUCACUCAGUAUAUUAAUGAAACCAAUCGUCAAGAUGGAGGUUUCUUCGGCACUAUUAAGCAGAGAUAUUCUGAUUUCCUCGUAAAUGAGAUAGAUUUGGAUGGAAAUGUAGUGCACUUACGUGACGAAGGUGUCGAUCUUGGCAAAACUAAGAAGGAAAGAAAGAUUGAAAGAAGACAAAGAGAAAGAGAAGAAUUACAAAACAAGACUCCUGAAGAAAUCGAAGCCAUUAAAGACGUUAAGAGAUCUGAGGCAGUGAAUGCACCUAAAUAUGAACUAACUCCUGACAACAGAGAAAAGCUAUUGAAAUUCAUCACAGAAGUCGAGCUCGCACAGAUUGAAGACCUAUUCACCACUGGAAAUAACAUGGAAACAAAAACGUCUCUUGAUGACAAACAAAUGAGAGGUAGUUUGCACAAAUUGUUGAGAGAGGCAUUUGGUGGAAAGCUUGAGUCGGUUACGUCUCCGGAAAACACAUUCAGAAUUGCUCUUGCCAGCAAUUCCGAUAGAUCUAGAAGGACAAACACACAAGAAAAUAUCAACCAUGUUGACGAGAACGGUAUUAUAAACUAUGGUUUGGGGCCAUUCAAAAAUUUCUUGCAUUUUACUGUCUACAAAGAAAAUAGAGAGACAAUGGAAGUUGCUUCAACAAUUUCGAAGUUUUUACGUAUACCUUCAAAGAACGUGAGAUAUGCUGGUACGAAAGACAGAAGAGCUGUGACAUGUCAGAGGUUUUGUAUUCACAAAGGUAAAGUUGCCAGAGUUAGUUCUUUGAACAAAGGACUUAAAAAUGCAAUACUAGGCGGGUUUGCAUAUGAAGAUCGUUCUUUAGCUUUGGGUGACCUAAGAGGAAAUGAGUUUGUGAUUACUAUCAGGGACGUCAGGCCAUUUGAUGAAAAUGCAAACAUCGAAAACACCAUAGCUGAUUGCUUUUCUUCAUUGAAGGAAAAGGGGUUUCUUAAUUACUACGGCAUGCAAAGAUUUGGAACUUUUUCAAUAUCUACCCAUGAACUAGGAGUAUUGAUAUUGAAACAAGAUUGGGAGCGAGCUGUCGAAUUGAUUUUAUCAGAGCAGGAAAUUGUCGCACCAGAUUCUAUUGAAGCAAGGAGAAUCUGGGCAGAAACAUCAAAUCCUAAAUUGGCAUUGUCAAAGUUACCUCGUAGAUUUACUGCUGAAUAUGAAAUUUUGACAACUUUGAACAAAGAACCUCUUGGCGAAGAUGAAAAAUACAGUAGUCAAUCCUACUUCAAAAGUAUUAUGUCCAUUCCGAGAAAUUUGAGAAUAAUGUAUGCCCAUGCUUAUCAGUCGUAUAUAUGGAACUUGGUUGCUUCGAAAAGAUUUGAAUUAUUUGGUUUGAAAGUCCAAGAAGGUGAUCUUGUGCUAGUUGAGGGAAGGAAACAAGAAAACGAGAUUGACGAUGACUUCGAAGAAGAUGUUCUGGAGAGUAAGUUCGUAAGAGCUCGCCCUCUCUCUAAGGAGGAGGUUGAGAGUGGAAAGUUCACCAUUUAUGAUGUGGUAUUACCCACCCCAGGAUUCGAUAUAAUCUAUCCUACUAAUCCAUUGAUCAAACAAGUAUAUGUCGAUUCUAUGGCUAAAGAUGGGUUGGAUCCUAACGAAAUGGGUAGAAGAGUUAGGGAGUUCUCCCUUGCAGGCUCGUAUAGAAAUUUGAUUGGCAAGCCAGGAAAUAUUUCUUAUCAAAUUGUCAAAUAUAAGUCCGAUGAUGAGCCCCUAGUGAGAACUGAUUUAGAGCUACUUAGAUUACGAAAAGAUAACAACGAGGAAGUUUCUCAAAUUAUCAACAGCACCGAUAGUGAUGCAAACAAGACAGCUGUUGUCUUAAAGAUGGAGUUGCCAGUGAGCUCGUAUGCCACAAUGGCUUUGAGAGAAUUUAUGAAGGCAGAUACAGCUAGAAUGAGCGAUAAUCUUAACGUAAGAUCAUCAUGA